AUGGGCACGCUGCAGCAGCAAUCAGUCUUGAAGGGUCUACAAACGGGAUGGGACAAGGAAAAAGAUCUGGUGCAUGAAUUGUUCGUCCGUGCGGCGGCAGUUCAUCCUAACAAGACCGCGAUAUAUUACGAAGAUACUACCGGCCAGGAACACAUGUUGUCUUUCGACGAGCUCGACAAGAUUACCAAUCGGUUGGCGCGCGCGUUGCGCAAGUAUGAUAAAUUCGGGGCUUCUCCUCAUUCCUCCUCACAAUCGUUCGUGGCUGUUUGCGUGAAGCCCUCGGAUCGUCUCCCGACUAUGUUGCUAGCUAUUCUGAAGGCGGGAAUGGCGUAUCUACCUUUGGACGCGGAGUUCCCGAUGUCCAGAGUGAAGCACAUUCUGGAGGAAGCUCAGCCAUUGAUGGUCUUGGCUGAGGAAGGAGCGGACUUGUCGAUUUAUGAGGGAGCUUUGGUGGUGACUUACGAACAACUGUUGGAAGAAGCCAAGCGAGAGCAAGAGGAUUCCCUGGCAAUAGCCGAGGAGACCGCGGAUCAGCUCGCCAUCGUCCUUUACACUUCCGGGAGCACGGGAAUCCCGAAGGGUGUGCUUAUACCUCACGCCACUCUGCUAAAUCGUCUGCAAUGGCAAUGGCGGGAGCUGCCGUUCGCCGAUGACGAGGAACGAUGCGUCUUCAAGACUUCCCUCACGUUCGUCGACAGCGUCCCGGAAAUCUGGGGUCCGCUAUUGCAAGGUCGCACCUUGGUGGUGAUGCCGAAGAACGUGACCAAGGACCCGGAGAGAUUCGUACCGCUGUUGGAGAAACACGGGAUACAACGCCUGGUGCUCGUGCCAUCGCUGCUGCGUUCAUUGCUCAUGUAUUUGGGUCUGCAAGAUAAUGACAACGUUCUCGACCGCCUAGGACUCUGGAUCUGCUCCGGCGAGACCUUGCCGGUCACGUUGGCCGAUCAGUUUUUUGCCACGUUCGGCGAUAACGUCAAGACAUUGGCUAAUUUCUACGGCAGCACGGAAGUCAUGGGCGACGUCACGUACCAUUUGCUGAGCAACCGCGCGCAAUUACAGGGGAUGGAGAAAGUGCCGAUCGGUAAACCAGUCGACAACUGCAUAAUUUACCUCGUGAACAAGGAUAUGCGAUUGGUCCCUCAGGGAGAGGUCGGCGAGCUGAUCGUGGCCGGAAGGAACCUCGCCGCGGGUUAUAUACGUGGACGGGACGCACAUAAAUUUUUGGACAAUCCUCACGCCAUCGAUCCAGACUACCCGAGGAUAUUCCAUACGGGCGACUAUGCCAAGAUUGUCAAAGGCUCCGUAGUUUACGAAGGGCGAGUGGACUCGCAGAUCAAGAUUAGGGGUCACCGCGUCGACCUCACCGAGGUCGAGAGGGCGAUCGCCAGGAUACCCGACAUCGACAAAGUUGUAGUUCUGUGUUACAAACCCGGCGAACUUUCGCAGGCACUAGUGGCCUUCAUUACUAUCGGAGACGACGCGACCCUCUCCAGCUCGGAUAUCGAGAAUCUUCUGCAAAGAACUCUACCGCCAUACAUGUUGCCGCAAAUUGUUAUCAUCGAUAGCGUACCUCUUCUCACCAACGGGAAGACAGAUCGGCAGGCAUUGCUGAAACAAUACGAGUCAUCUUGUCCUAAUGAUGAAAACGAGGUUGCUGCCAACUGCGAUUACAGCGACGUGCCGAGCCAGGACCUUGCGAAAGCUCAUGUUCUCUUUCCAACCAUUGCGUCCGUAAUCGGACGUAAUAGUCGCGCGUUGGUGACGUCGCGCGCAAAUUUCUACGAGCUCGGCGGAAACUCCUUGAAUUCGAUCUACACGGUGACCAAGCUGAGAGAUCAAGGUUAUCAGAUCAGCAUCACGGACUUCAUCACGGCGAAGAGUCUGACCAACGUGUUGGACCAUAUGAAGCUCAUAUCCAGCGAGGAGGAGCCACUGAAGGAGACCAUCGAUCAAAAGUCGUACAUCUUCGAGCCGUUGAACGACCGCCACAAGGAGGACGUAAUCAAAAUAAUCACGGAAAGCUUUUACUCGAAAGCCGAUUUGGAGCAGUGGUUGAUGCCGGACAUAACGAGGGCCGAUUACCGGAACCUGAUGGACGCUAUGUGGCAGCCUCUCGUUGAGAAAGGUCUGAGUUUUGCGAUGAAGUCAGCUCAGACCGGCAAAACGAUCGGAGUCACUCUCAACUUCGAUCUCUGGGACGAGCCCGAGUUGGUAUUGAACUCCAAGUUGAUGAUUAUUUUCGACUUCCUCGAGUACUUGGAGGGACCGAUCAGAGAGUAUAAAUUGCCGAAGGGCAAAGGCCAGAUCAUUCACAAUUUCAUGAUGACGACCAGCAGCGAGCUGAACGCGGCGGAGAACGUGCUCAUCAUGAGGCAAAUGGAAGAGUACUGCUUAGAACUCGCCAAGCAAAAGAAGUACGCCGGUAUUUUCACGACAAACACCAGCCCGCUCACACAGCAACUCGGUACGGACGUGUACGGCUACGAGUCCAUGUUAGUGUACCAAGUGAAUAAAUACGAGGCACCCGACAGCAGCAAGCCUUUUGGCAAGGCUCCCGACAGCCAACUGGCGAUCUGUUCAUUGAAAAUGAUUAACUAAAACGAAUCAAUUGAGGAUACUUUAGUAUUAAAUUGGGGCGACGUGCGAAAGAACCACACGUUGCCUCUCGACGAAUUACCCAACGAUAACGUGUUCGUAAUAAAACGAUGAAUCUGUAUAUAUUUUUGUAAAUAGUCGUGUAUCCGUGGAGUAAUUAGCAAUUGUAAAUUUCUUAAAAUGAUUUGCAUUUAGUGUUAUAUGCUUCGAAUUGGCCCAAUCGGACAGUUUGAAAGACAAAGGCCUUUGCGCUGAUAUCUGGCUAUGCAUCAAUUAAUCUCAACUAUCACGUAGCGUUUAUUUUACGCUAUAAUAAUUUGCAUAAACUGUUGGAUCGUGCGAAAGCGACAUCCAAACGAGUUCAAAAGAUCAAUCAUCAAUUAAUGUCGUAAAAUCGUCACGCGGACGACCAUGUCAUUCCUAUAAGCGAAAUAAUGCAACGUAUGUCUUGCAGACGUAUUAUUUAAGAUUAAUUUAAGAUUAGACACGCGCGCACAUGUGUAAAUCAUAAAAUUAUGUAUCGAUUAUUAAUAUAUAAGAAUAAUUUACUUUUCGAAGAAUUUUUGUCAUCAUUCUGUAGUUUCAGAAAUAUUUGCGGCGUUAUAUAAUGAGAUAUAAAGCAAAAAUUUCUCAAACGUAAUUUAUAAGUUAAUAAACGUAUUUCUUAUGACGUGACCGCAAAAUUGUGGUAAUGUAGGCAGUUACGCACAUAUUUGAAAAAUAUAAACGCACACACACAUGUUUGAAAAAUAUAAACGCACACACACAUGUUUGAAAAAUAUAAACGCACACACACAUGUUUGAAAAAUAUAAAAAAGAACUUUAAGAAAUCUUGUGCUAAGAAAUUUGUAAGAUAUUUCAAAGACAUUCUUUUAAAAAGAUAUGUUGCUUGAGUGUGAUAGAACAGUGAAAGAAAUAAAAAACACUUUCUCUU
Molecule: messenger RNA, 3529 nt
Organism: Odontomachus brunneus
Lineage: Eukaryota; Metazoa; Arthropoda; Insecta; Hymenoptera; Formicidae
Gene: e
Product: mycosubtilin synthase subunit C
Exons: 12
Coding region: 1-2598 (865 amino acids)
Source: RefSeq, a predicted model, not a curated record